GGGUGCUAUGCAGUGAAAACCUCCUUCCCAGAUAUGAGAACGAGAUUCAUUUUGGACUGUGUACAAAUGGCGGACGAUGGCAGAAGAAGCAGCAAAGAGGGAGAUUGAUGUAAGCGAGGAAGUUGAAGAUGUGGAACAAGGAGAGGAGCCAGGAGCAGGGAAACUGGACACUACCCUUUUUGCAGCGGAGUCUUUUGAAGACCUCAGCAAUGACAUCAGUUUGAAAAAUAUUGAUGAAGAAUUUUUAGUUAGAAGGAAAUCCACCUCGGAUUCUUAUGACAAUGAUGUGUCUGCAAAUGAACCAGAAGAAAGAGAAGAUGUGUUUGAGCUUCCUGUUAGCAGCAGUCCAACAAAAGACCAUCGAACAGGCUCCACAGAAGUAGACAUAGAUGAAGUGAGAAAGCAAAGGGCAGAAACAGUUUUGGAAGCUGAAAGAGAUUCAACCUCAGAAGAUGCAAGCGAACCUGGCUGGGUACUCCAUAAGAAACAUGUUUUCAUUCUGAGUGAGGCAGGAAAACCUAUCUACACAAGGUAUGGAAAUGAAGAGAAGCUCGUAACAAUGAUGGGGGUGAUGCAAGCCAUUGUUUCGUUUGUACAGGAUAAUGAUGACAAUAUUCGGGUUAUUUGCGCUGGAAAGCACAAGUUCGUUUUCGUUGUUCGUGGCCCGCUAAUACUAGUGGCUGUUUGCUAUGGCAACGAUUCGCCAUCACAGCUUCUCGUUCAACUGAAUUACGUCUACCACCAAAUUCUCAGUGUCUUAACACACAGUCAGCUGUGCAGGGUUUUUGAACAGAGACGAAAUUACGAUUUACGGAAAUUACUGGCAGGAACAGAAAAGUUCAUUGACAAUUUGAUGAAUCUGAUGAGCACAGACCCGAGCUUUCUUCUUGGAGCGGUUCGAUGUUUAUCUUUACCCGGUUCAGUGCGAGAUAUCAUAGGACAAACAUUGCAGCAAGCGAGAGCCAAGGACCUGAUAUUUGCUAUAGUUGUGGCCCAUAACCAACUAGUGACUAUGGUCAGACCGAAGAAAUUCAUCUUGCACCCCUCAGAUCUCCAUUUGAUAUUCAACCUUGUAAGUGCAUCAACAGCCUUUCGGACUGCAGAGUCGUGGACUCCAAUCUGUCUGCCCAAGUUCGAUAACACCGGAUAUCUUCAUGCUUAUGUUUCUUACUUCGAUGACAAUUGCCCUGCCUGUCUGUUGCUGUUGUCAAUUGACAGAAACUCGUUUUUCGAAUUAUCAGAGUGCAAGGAAAAGAUUAAAGAGCGACUUGAACGGCACAAGUGCUUGGAAGCCAUUACAAAAGCAAACAGGAAGAAAAGUUACACUAUAGAUCAGACAGGCAUUCCUGAUCUCUGGCAUUUCAUGUACAAGUCAAGGAGCACUGCGCAGUUUACAUCACCCGAAAUAGGGGCGCCUUAUGUAACAACUGAGGAGCGGGAAAGACUUUUCGAAGAAUACUUGUAUCUGCAUAAACGAAUUCAUUCUUCUCUCCGCCCUCUGAAAAUGCUGUGUCACGUUGGCCACAAAGAAAUGCUUAUUGGCUGGGUAACAUCCGGAUUUGAACUGUACACUGCGUUCAGCCCAUUGUCCAGCAAAGUUACCGCAAUGAAUGCGGUCAAUAAAUUGUUGCGCUGGAUUAAGAAAGAAGAGGACCGAUUAUUCAUUAUAAAUUCAUAUACAUUUUGAAUUUGUAAUGUUACCCUAGAUUAUUUGUAAAUAUUCAAAUUGAAACUAUUUGGUGGUAAUUUUUCAGUUUUGUAAUUAACAUCAGUUAUACCAACUCUUGGAUGUGUUUUUCUUUUUCU
This is a messenger RNA of Rhopilema esculentum, 1806 nucleotides long. RefSeq names its product vacuolar fusion protein MON1 homolog A. The record is from RefSeq and is a predicted model, not a curated record. Lineage: Eukaryota; Metazoa; Cnidaria; Scyphozoa; Rhizostomeae; Rhizostomatidae. Gene Ontology annotation, biological process: protein targeting to vacuole; vesicle-mediated transport. Gene Ontology annotation, cellular component: Mon1-Ccz1 complex.